This is a messenger RNA of Paraglomus brasilianum, 1140 nucleotides long. Lineage: Eukaryota; Fungi; Glomeromycota; Glomeromycetes; Paraglomerales; Paraglomeraceae. The record is from the annotation of a GenBank genome assembly.
AUGUCUUCUGUCAAAUCUAUAGAAAGUCUUCCGGACGAACUCUUUGAAAGCAUAGUCGACUAUGCAGCUGCGUGUGAUCGUUUUUCAUGCGAAUACCAUAUUCAAGGUCCGCGAAAACGUCAGCUUAUGCAAAUAGCUCUGUCAUGCAAAAAAUUGUGCCGAGCUGCUUUAAAGAUUUUAUGGAAAAAUAAAUUUGAUGGAGACUUUAACACAGCGUCCUUGGUACUUUUGUUGAGAUGCCUGCGAAGAGAAGUCAAACAAUCACUGUCGAUAUACGAACUACUCCCCGGAAACCCCUCUAUGCCAUACGGCACCUUCAUAAAUUCAAUUUCGCUUGAAAAGUUAUUCCGCUAUGUCGAUCAAUGGCUUCAAGAGCAGGUCUCUCAGGGGUUAUUGGCGAGCAACCGGCCCGAAAGGCGGAGAGAAGUUGCGCGUGAACUGCUUAGAUUAUUCAAGUCCAGUAACGAACCUCUGGAGAAACUCCGAUGGGUCGGGUUUCAUGAAAACGAAGUAUGGGUCACAAAUUACCAAGUCAUUCUUGAGCCCGAAUUCAGUCAAUGGAUUAGAAAUAUACAUAUUCUGGACAUCCAAGGAACCUUCGAUUUUACCGACUUGGUGGAUAAAUUGGUCGACAUGUGUACAAACAUUUCUAAUCUCACAUUCAGCUUCUAUUGCUUCGGAACAACUCCUUUUGUCAAAAACAUAACUGCGGCUCUGAAACUGAUACGCGCCCAAAAUGCGCUCCGCGUUCUUUCCUGGGGUGGCAUACAGGGAAUGCAGAGGAAUCAUGAGGAUCCUGAUGAUAUCUAUGGCAAUGAUCCUACAGCACUCCUUGCCACCUUGGAUGGACAAAAGUCUACUCUCAGAGAGCUUCGGUUGGCGCAUAUGGACUUUGAAAAUAUCGAUUUAUUGACAGACUUGGCAAUCUGCCAGAAUUUGCAAAUCCUUACCUUUGAAUACUGCAGUAACAUCCGUGCGAGAGCGAUCGAACCAAUGAUGAACGAAGCGUAUGCAAGUUUGGAAAAGGUUGAAAUAAAUUAUUGCGUGAACUUUCAAGCAAUGGAGGAUUUUGCGCGAGCUAGAAGAGUCUUGCGAAAUAAUCGGGACCGGUCGGAUGAUAAUCCUGACAUGUGGAAUUAA